GGAACCCAGCCGAGGGAGUCCCAGCUCUGCCAGGUGUAAGAACCUCAGAGCCCUCUGGAGUCGGGCUCUGGCACCUCGGGGAGACUCCUCAGGGAGGUAGGGACCAGGGAGGUAGGAGACGGGACCUCUACAGGGCGAGGGCAGGCCGGCCCUUGGGGGUGCUGAUGUGGCCCCAAGGCUGAGUCCUCUGGGGGUCUGGCCUGGGCCUCGGCCCCCCAAGGAGCCGGCCCUACACUCCAUGGGGUUGCCGCUACCCAAGGACAAGGGGUUCAUUCUCUGCCUGUGGAGAAAAUUCUGUAGUUGGUUCCAGAGACGGGAGUCAUGGGCCCAGAGCCGAGAUGAGCAGAACCUGCAGCAACAGAAGAGGAUCUGGGAGUCUCCUCUCCUUCUAGCUGCCAAGGAGAACAACGUCCAGGCUCUCAACAAGCUACUCAAGUAUGAGGCCUGUGAGGUGCACCAGAGAGGAGCCAUGGGGGAGACAGCACUGCACAUAGCGGCCCUCUAUGACAACCUGGAGGCCGCCAUGGUGCUGAUGGAGGCUGCCCCGGAGCUGGUCUUUGAGCCCAUGACAUCGGAACUGUACGAGGGUCAGACCGCCCUGCACAUAGCCAUCGUGAACCAGAACGUGAACUUGGUGAGAGCCCUGCUUGCCCACGGGGCCAGCGUGUCUGCGAGAGCCACAGGCACGGCGUUCCGCCGCAGCCCCCGCAACCUCAUCUACUUUGGGGAGCACCCCUUGUCCUUUGCUGCCUGCGUGGGCAGUGAGGAGAUGGUGAGGCUGCUCAUUGAGCAUGGAGCUGACAUCCGGGCCCAGGACUCCCUGGGAAACACCGUGUUGCACAUCCUCGUCCUGCAGCCCAACAAGACCUUUGCCUGCCAGAUGUACAACCUGCUGCUGUCCUAUGAUGGGCGCAGGGACCACCUGCAGUCCCUGGACCUCGUGCCCAAUCACCAGGGUCUCACCCCCUUCAAGCUGGCCGGAGUGGAGGGCAACACCGUGAUGUUCCAGCACCUGAUGCAGAAGCGGAAGCACAUCCAGUGGACCUACGGGCCGCUGACCUCCACUCUCUACGACCUCACCGAGAUCGACUCUUCAGGGGAUGAGCAGUCUCUCCUGGAACUUAUUGUUACCACCAAGAAGCGGGAGGCUCGCCAGAUCCUGGACCAGACCCCGGUGAAAGAGCUGGUGAGCCUCAAGUGGAAGAAAUACGGGCGGCCGUACUUCUGCGUGCUGGGCACCAUAUACCUGCUGUACAUCAUCUGUUUCACCGUGUGCUGCGUCUACCGCCCCCUCAAGCCCAGGACCAAUAACCACACUGGUCCCCGGGACAACACGCUCCUACAGCAGAAGCUACUUCAGGAGGCCUAUGUGAGCCCCCAGGAUGACCUCCGCCUGGUGGGGGAGCUCGUGACCGUCAUCGGAGCUGUGCUCAUUCUGCUUGCAGAGAUUCCAGACAUCUUCAGGGUGGGGGUCACUCGCUUCUUUGGACAGACCAUCCUCGGAGGGCCAUUCCACGUCCUCAUCAUCACCUAUGCCUGCAUGGUGCUGGUGACCAUGGUGAUGCGGCUCACGAACGCCAAUGGGGAGGUGGUGCCCAUGUCCUUCGCCCUGGUGCUGGGCUGGUGCAAUGUCAUGUACUUCGCCCGAGGAUUCCAGAUGUUGGGCCCUUUCACCAUCAUGAUCCAGAAGAUGAUUUUUGGCGACCUGAUGCGAUUCUGCUGGCUGAUGGCUGUGGUCAUCCUGGGCUUUGCCUCAGCCUUCUAUAUCAUCUUCCAGACAGAGGACCCCGACGAGCUGGGCCAUUUCUACGACUACCCCAUGGCGCUGUUCAGCACCUUCGAGCUGUUCCUCACCGUCAUCGACGGGCCUGCCAACUAUGACGUGGAUUUGCCCUUCAUGUACAGCAUCACCUACGCUGCCUUCGCCAUCAUCGCCACGCUGCUCAUGCUCAACCUCCUUAUCGCCAUGAUGGGUGACACUCACUGGCGGGUGGCCCACGAGCGGGAUGAGCUCUGGAGGGCGCAGGUGGUGGCCACCACGGUGAUGCUGGAGCGGAAGCUGCCUCGCUGCCUGUGGCCUCGCUCGGGGAUCUGCGGGCGCGAGUAUGGGCUGGGGGACCGCUGGUUCCUGCGGGUGGAAGACAGACAGGAUCUCAACCGGCAGCGGAUGCGGCGCUACGCACAUGCCUUCCACAUCCCGGCCUCCGAGGACUCGGACAAAGCCUCGGAGAAACUGCGGCCGGACCACCCCUCGGGCCCCCACCUGUGUCCGUCCACCCCCUCGGUGUCCCGAAGUACCUCCCGCAGCAGCGCCAACUGGGAGAGGCUUCGGCAAGGCACCCUGAGGAGGGAACUGAGGGGGUUGGUCAACAGGGGUCUGGAAGACGGGGAAGGCUGGGAGUAUCAGAUCUGAGCCCAGUCUACCGUCUGGCCCCAGCAGCUGCUCUAAUUUUCCCCGGGGGGUGGGGCAUCAACACGCAAAACCCAAACACCUCUCCCCGGUGGGGGAGGAAGGCGGAAGGCACCCCCUCCCCCGCCCCCUUGAGGAAUGCAGCUGGGGAAUCGCUGCCCCAGGUCCCCACUACUCGUUCGGCUCAGGGGGCGAAUAGAAAGCAAGGGGGGAGGUGGCCCUCGCCUCACCCCGAGCACAGGGCUGGUGCCAGUGAGGACGAGGCUGCGGGCUCUUCGGCCUUACUGAAGUACUCUGCACUGUCAGAGCAAAGCACUUUAAGGACAGGCUUGCCGCCUCUGCCCCAGGGUCAUGGUGGGAAGGGGACAGUCCUUCCCAGGGUGCUCCAGACAGCUGGGUGGGGGGAGGCACGUGGAGAGCAGGAGUGAGGGGGACAGGAACCGCUUUGGGGGCGGGGUAAAGCUGCUUCAGUCUUGCCACCUUCUACCUUCCAAUAAAGCCGUUCCCUGCUCUGCUUCCUUGCG
Messenger RNA from Lynx canadensis (Canada lynx), 2934 nucleotides. It is a transcript of the gene TRPV6, whose product is annotated as transient receptor potential cation channel subfamily V member 6. Gene Ontology annotation, cellular component: membrane. Gene Ontology annotation, biological process: calcium ion import across plasma membrane. NCBI's taxonomy places the organism in Eukaryota, Metazoa, Chordata, Mammalia, Carnivora, Felidae. The transcript is spliced from 15 exons. Gene Ontology annotation, molecular function: protein binding; calcium channel activity. Bases 239 to 2413 code for a protein of 724 amino acids. The record is from RefSeq and is a predicted model, not a curated record.